CUCCAUGUACCGUGCGCCAUUUUGGAAAGCGAGGGAGAGAGAAAAAAAGAAAAAAAAAAUCACGGAUAAUUUCUGUGCUCUUCACGGACCCCGAAGUCUUCACCCCCGGAUUGUGGAUCCUGGACCUGCUUCCUCCCGAGUCGGGUCUUCGCGCGGGGGGGGGGUUUUAUCGGAGUAAAAGCUGCUAAAUGAAGCAAUGGCGGGAGUUGCAGGAGGAAAUGACUUCCAGUGGUGUUUCUCCCAAGUGAAAGGCGCCAUAGAUGAGGAUGUUGCGGAAGCCGACAUAAUCUCCACGGUUGAAUUCAACUUCUCCGGAGAGCUGCUGGCCACGGGAGACAAAGGAGGCCGAGUGGUGAUAUUUCAGCACGAACAGGAGUCCAAAAAUCGCCCGCACCUGCGCGGGGAGUACAACGUUUAUAGCACUUUUCAGAGUCACGAGCCUGAAUUUGACUAUUUGAAAAGUUUAGAAAUCGAGGAGAAAAUCAAUAAAAUUAGAUGGCUUCCCCAACAGAACGCUGCUCACUUUCUACUUUCGACAAACGAUAAAACUAUCAAAUUGUGGAAAAUAAGUGAACGAGAUAAACGAGCGGAAGGCUAUAACCUGAAAUACGAAGACGGCCGCCUCUUAGACCCUUUUAGAAUCACCUCUCUACGGGUACCAGUGCUGAUGCCAAUGGAUCUCAUGGUAGAAGCCAGCCCACGGAGGAUCUUUGCAAAUGCGCACACCUAUCACAUUAAUUCCAUUUCUGUAAAUAGUGACCAUGAAACGUACCUCUCUGCAGAUGACCUAAGAAUAAAUCUAUGGCAUUUGGAAAUCACAGACAGAAGUUUCAAUAUUGUAGACAUCAAGCCCGCCAACAUGGAGGAGCUGACGGAGGUGAUCACGGCCGCAGAGUGCCAUCCUCACCAGUGCAAUGUAUUUGUGUACAGCAGUAGCAAAGGCACCAUUCGCCUGUGUGACAUGCGAGCGGCGGCUCUCUGCGACAGGCACUCCAAGUUCUUCGAGGAGCCCGAGGACCCCAGCAGCCGCUCGUUCUUCUCCGAGAUCAUCUCCUCCAUCUCCGACGUGAAGUUCAGUCACAGCGGGCGCUACAUGAUGACACGUGACUACCUCUCGGUCAAAGUAUGGGACCUCAAUAUGGAGAACAGGCCGGUGGAGACGUAUCAGGUGCAUGAAUAUCUCCGCAGCAAGUUGUGUUCUCUUUAUGAAAACGACUGCAUCUUCGACAAGUUCGAGUGCUGCUGGAACGGCAGCGACAGCGCCAUCAUGACGGGCUCCUACAACAACUUCUUCCGAAUGUUCGACCGCAACACCCGGCGAGACACCACGCUGGAGGCGUCGCGGGAGAGCAGCAAGCCGCGGGCCACCCUCAAGCCCCGCAAGGUGUCGACGGGCGGCAAGCGGAAGAAGGACGAGAUCAGCGUGGACAGCCUGGACUUCAACAAGAAGAUCCUGCACACGGCGUGGCACCCCAAGGAGAACGUCAUCGCCGUGGCCGCCACCAACAACUUGUACAUUUUCCAGGACAAGAUCAACUAGAAGCAGUGAAGAAAUCUCAACGCACGCCUCCUCUUUUUUUUUUUUUUUUUUAGGUCUGUUUUUAUUUGGAGUCCCCGCUUCUUUUUUUUUUUGGGCUCCGCCCCCUUGACCCAGAAAGCCCUAUCUGGGUGGAAUUGACAGAACGGCGCUCCAAAAAAAAAAAAAAAAAGUGUUUGUGUUGACAUUUUUUAGCCUUCCCCGUCGGAAAGUGGUAAGGCCGUUUCAGGGCGGAUUAACGGCCCCGAAAAAAACUGCAACACCCUCACCGGCCAGGAGGAAGCGGCGAAUCUGGAGAGCAGACUCGUUUCUUUUCUUUACCCGCCCCCCACCCCCCCACCCCCCAACCCCCCCUCAUCAAUACAGUGACCUAAUUCCACUGACUGUAUCUACUGGAGUACACCUUGUCAUCCACAUAAUAAAAGAAACUCAAACGACAAGACGUGUUUUUAAAUCUAGAAGUAUUGAAACAGGUUUUAUUGCUUUGCAUGUGUUUAUGUUGUAGAGAGGUGGAACAUGUCCAGUCACACCACUGUCUUCUUUUUUUUUUUUUCUUUGGUUGGGUUUUGCUGAGCAGAUCUCCAGCAAACGUGUUUAUUGAACUACUACAACGGGGCUAUCUGUUCCACAACCACUGGUGUGUGUGUGUGUGUGUGUGUGUGUGUGUGUGUGUGUGUGUGUGUGUGUGUGUGUGUGAGUGUGAGUGUGUGUGAGAUUUGGGCACAAGACGGACAAAGGGAAUCUGCAGCCUUAAUUCCUUCUGUGAGUGACAGCUCCUGAACCUCAUGUGCAUUAUUUGUAAAAUCCUGCUUUCUAGAGGGAGGUCCUCGUGUUGCACACACACACACACACACACACACACACGGCGAGAGGAGUGCCUCCCGGGCGUCACUAAAUUAGGGGAACCACGAAGGUUGAGUGCAAAUAAGAGACUUCAUGUCCAUCGAGUCCUAACAUGAUGGCGAUGUAUUCACUUCUUUAUUAUUUCUGACCAAAGUUCAAUAAAAAUUCAAUUGUGUUCA
Molecule: messenger RNA, 2559 nt
Organism: Nerophis ophidion (straightnose pipefish)
Lineage: Eukaryota; Metazoa; Chordata; Actinopteri; Syngnathiformes; Syngnathidae
Gene: ppp2r2d
Product: protein phosphatase 2, regulatory subunit B, delta
Exons: 10
Coding region: 197-1540 (447 amino acids)
Biological process (GO): peptidyl-serine dephosphorylation
Cellular component (GO): protein phosphatase type 2A complex; cytosol
Molecular function (GO): protein binding; protein phosphatase regulator activity
Source: RefSeq, a predicted model, not a curated record